This is a messenger RNA of Aethina tumida (small hive beetle), 2441 nucleotides long. RefSeq names its product transcription factor cwo (gene cwo). The transcript has 6 exons. Gene Ontology annotation, molecular function: RNA polymerase II cis-regulatory region sequence-specific DNA binding; protein dimerization activity; DNA-binding transcription factor activity, RNA polymerase II-specific. Gene Ontology annotation, cellular component: nucleus. Gene Ontology annotation, biological process: anterior/posterior pattern specification; regulation of transcription by RNA polymerase II; regulation of neurogenesis. Bases 340 to 1611 code for a protein of 423 amino acids. Lineage: Eukaryota; Metazoa; Arthropoda; Insecta; Coleoptera; Nitidulidae. The record is from RefSeq and is a predicted model, not a curated record.
CAGACAAGGCGAACGGCGUCGGUCACGUCGUGGAUAGACCGCGACUCACGUGUCCGCUAGCGUGUUCGCCUUCGCCGCGUCCGUAUCAGUGAACCGCCAGUCCUGCAAAGCGACACGCCGAUUGCGCGUAGACACCUGUCACGACUGUGGUCCGUAAACAAUCCGCCGAUCGGUGCCAAACAACCGCAGUGCGUCCGCCGAUUGAACAGUGUUGGCCCCCCGUUCGUGACAUGCCCUUGUGCCUCAGCCGCCGUCGUUGAUUGCGUUGCGUCGAAGGAAGUCCAGCGGUGCGAUUCGAGGAGGACAGUUUCGUUGGUGAAAUCGGUGCCCGCAUCCGAUAUGGAUAUGACACACUAUUCCUGGGACGAUCUCGCCAACAACCAGCGCGUCAAGUACGAGAGUAAUGGCAACGAUGACCCAAACAGAUUAAAGGAUGACAGAAGUUUAUAUGCCUGCUGCGAUGGGAAUCUGAACUUCCAAACUGCGCCUUGCAGCGAGGACGAUUGCGAGUAUGGCGGUUUUAAAAAGAACAAAGUGCCACGACAAGAUCCGAUGUCGCAUCGUAUAAUCGAGAAAAGGAGACGUGACCGGAUGAACAAUUGCUUGGCGGACUUAUCCAGACUCAUACCCACCGAAUACCUGAAAAAAGGCAGAGGCAGAAUCGAAAAGACCGAGAUCAUAGAAAUGGCCAUAAAACAUAUGAAAUAUUUACAGCAGGAACAGUCGAAUCCCACGGAACAUUACAGGUUGGGCUAUCAGGAGUGCAUGUCGGAGACGAUGCGUUUCAUGGUGGAGGUCGAGGGACACUUCCCCAGGGAUGCGAUCUGCGUGCGACUACUCUCCCACCUCACCAAACACUGCGAGCUAAUCUCGAGAGCCCCCCAUAUUCCCCAACAGACACCCAGCCCUACUCACGUACCCGUCCACCAUCCCCAAGAACUGACCAGGAACGUGUCGGUGCCCCAGGACUACCAAGUUCCCAAACAGGAGUCCGAAUCGCCCGAACAGAACAACAACAACGGGUGCGUGACCAAUUCGUGCAACAACUCCGAGUCGGAGCACGAGAAGCACCACGAAACCAAUGGCGCCCUGUACAAGUACAAGACGAACAUCAAACUCAGGUUCAACCAGGAUUUGAACGGUGGACAAGAGGUGCCCACCAAGAAACCCAAGCUGGAGAGCAGCAGAAGGAAUUCCGUUACCAGUUUAGAGAACCACAGUUCGAGUCACAGCUCACCCCCAAGCAGCGAGGUGUGCACGAGAAUCUCUGACGGCGAAACCGUCCACAGAAGAUCGCCCACAGACAGCACCGCCUCCGCCACCAACAUGCGAAUAGAACAGCCCCACAGGAUAGAUGUGAUACAGAGAUACUCGCCGACGAUAAAAUCCCCGCCCCAGAACAACUUCAGCGUACCCAUAUUCGCCCUGCACUCCAAAGGAUCCUACUAUGUGCCACUGACGGUCGAUUACAAGGCUCUGGUGCCCUACCUGCAGAACUUCAACGUGCUGGAUGUGGGGGGGCCCGUGCACAACGUGGUGCUGCAUCCCGUCACCAUUAGCGUGAACUUCCAACCGAACUACGACGGAAAGUACAAGAUGGAAUGGCAUUAAGUUAAACGGGUUUAGUGGGGAUUGAACAAGCCCAUAUUGGGUGCCAUAUUACCUCGGAAUACACACAGUAUGAUUUAGGUACGUUCGCAUAACAUCCAGACUCGUGUCCGAGUUUGUUGUGCGAUAUUGCAAGUUCUUACACAAGCAUUAACUCGCUUAAGAAAGCUGUUCAAGCCGCUGCGUUAGUCAAACAGAUGAACUUUAACAGGCUGUGAUGGUCAGGGGAACUUUAAGACUGAUAAAAAAUAUAGUCUGUACAUUGUGGUUAGAUUUUUAAUUUUUCUUUUUCGUUUCGAUGUUCGGUGGUUGAGCAAAUCUAUAUAUACUUAUAUUUUUUGUGUACAUCUUAAGGAAAAACUAAUAAAGAAACUCUGAACCAAUUUGUUAUUUACAUGUUAAGGAUAACAGUGAUACAGAAGAAUUUCUUUUUAUUUUUUGAAGAGGAAUAUUUACGCAUACUUCGGUGAGAAACUCUUACGUCUUAAGGCGUGAGAAUUGGAAAUUGAGGACUUGAUGGCUGUAAAAUUUUUGAAUAAUAUUAAAAUUAUAUAGAUAUAAAUUUAUUUAUACAUAUAGAUAUAUUAUAUAAGGUUACUAAGUACCUAUUAUAGAGAUGUAGGUGCAAUACUCAAAUUGUACCAUCAUGUUGAAUUGUUAUACUAUUUUUUACACCUCCUCUCUAUAUUUCAUUUAUAUAAAAUUCGUAUUUUAACUGUAUUAAUGUCUUUUAUUUAAUUUGUUUUACUUUGUACAAAAACCAACUGCUUUAAUACCAUAAUAAUGCAUACAUUGUAAUAAUUUUUAUAAUAAAACAAUUAUUGUACAAUUCA